Messenger RNA from Lymnaea stagnalis (great pond snail), 7974 nucleotides. NCBI's taxonomy places the organism in Eukaryota, Metazoa, Mollusca, Gastropoda, Lymnaeidae. The record is from the annotation of a GenBank genome assembly.
AGGGUCGAGAUGACCUGAGACAGGAUGCAGUUAUGCAGCAGGUGUUCUCCCUUGUCAAUCAGCUGCUGGCAGGGGCAGCAGAGACAAGGCAAAGACAGUUAAAGAUUAGAACUUACAAGGUUAGUCAAAGUGGAUUAUUUAUCAUUCUAACUUACAAGGCUAGACACUUUAGAUUACCUCACCUUCUAGCCUCCAUAUCAUUUGAUCAGACUUGUUUAAAGACUUUACUACAUUAGUCUUUCUUUGUGAAUAAAUAUUAGAAUGUUUAAUGUCAGUUAUCUAAAGUCUAGUUUACUGUCAUAUUUACGGCAUCCACCUAUCAAAACUUGUCUGGUGAGUUGUCAUUGUUGAUGCCUGUACAACAAAUAGACCAAUAACUCUUCCAGUGAACUAUAUAUCCCUUGCAGGUUAUCCCACUUAGUCAGAAAUGUGGCCUUCUACAGUGGUGUGAAGGGACGCAACCCUUGGGGGAGUAUCUCACCAGGACGUCGUCAUCAUCACCUGGGGCUCAUGCGAGGUACAGACCCAAGGACUGGCUGGUUAAAGACUGCAGGAGUCAUCUCACUGUAAGUGGUAAACAUCUCUAGCUGUUGCAACGGACAGGCAUUGCACAAGUUUCUCUAUGUGUCAGUUAGGAUGACAUUGUCAACUGACAAAUAAACAUAUACGUUAGGUUACAGUGUCAUUGCCUGACAACUGCCAUAUGUUUUUUUUAAUUCCUGUCAUUUUUAUUCUUCUUAAAUUUUAUCCCCUUUUGAGAACCAUCAAUUUUAGAAGCAUUGCAAUGGCCAAUUGUAACAGAUAUGAGAUAAUGAGUGACAUUGAGUUAAGUAAUGUGAGAUUUAUCACUUGUAUUGGGACUUGGUAAAAACUAACCAAUUGGAGAAGAGAAAAGAUGGGACGAAAUUUUGACAGUUUUUACUUCAAUAUUUAUGUAAGGAGAUUUGAAAAAUGGGAUAACAUUUAUCAAUUAAAGAAGUUGCCAAUGAGUUUACAGCGAAGAUACAUUACAAGUAUUUCUUGGAUUUAGUAUGUUUAUAUUAGGGAUGGACCUAUUUUGUCUCAACUAUCGCAUUCUUGUGAUCGUGUGUUACGUAUAUAAUAAAGUAUAGUCACUAUCACUUGAUCCACUACGCCUCUGUUAUUAUAACUCAUAACUAGAUUGUGGCUGUGAGACACUGUAGUUGUGACACCAAUAAUCUUAGAAAUAAAUUAAAGUUAGUUUCUGCCAGAUAAAUGAAAUCACUAUAGGAAUAUUGCUCUUAGUUCUAUUUGAAUCAUAUUACUUAAAUAUUUUAUCAUUAUCUUUUUACUCAAUUGGCAGAAAUCCAUGGACUCCAAAUGAAAGAUUUCGGGGGCGGGGGGGCUGAAAAAGUAAUGAACUUUAUAAGAAUCCCAAUUAGUGCUCAACUAACUCUCCUAAAGUGACAACAACCUGUGCACUAUUAAGGAAAACAAGAGUCUCCCCUCCCCAUGGGGGAAUCAAACCUUGGUCUUUUGCAUGACAGGCAUGGACACUGUUCACAUUACUUUUGAGAACAUCUUAGUGUUUAUGCAGAAUCAUUUGUUCAGUCAAAUUUUGAUCAUUUCAGAAAGCAGGGACUGCAGCAGAGAAAAGAUUCAAGGCCUACCAGGAGAUCUGUGCUCAUUUUAAGCCAGUGUUCAGACAUUUUUUCAUGGAGAACUUUCCGGAGCCUUCAGUGUGGUUUGAGAAAAGAUUGGCCUACACCCGCAGUGUGGCUACAAACUCUAUAGGCAAGUACAGCUAGCUUGCACCACCUGGCAUUAAAUGAGUGGAUCUACCUGUCAGUAAAUGUAUGGAUAUACCUGUAAGUAAAUGUGUGGAUCUACCUGUCUGUCAGUAAAUGUGUGGAUCUACCUGUCUGUCAGUAAAUGUGUGGAUCUACCUGUCAGUAAAUGUAUUUCAAAGCAAAAAACCAAUUGUGGUUUUCUGACAUAACCGAGCCUUAUUUUCAUUGAGAAUUCAUGAAAACUUUGAUCUAUUGUGAAACGUGAAUGCAUGUUAAACUGUGAACACCAUAAAAAGGUAGGGCUAGUCAUUGUUCAAAGACUCAACACAUGAGCAACACUUGUCACCUUUGCUGAUGAUGGCUGGUGAUCUGAAGAUGCAGGAUCCAAGUGUAGCAUCACCAGUGUCCUCACUGAAGGGACAACCCUGCACCCACCCACUCAUCCCAUCACCAGUGUCCUCACUGACGGGACAACCCUGCAACCCACCCACUCAUCCCAUCACCAGUGUCCUCACUGAUGGGACAACCCUGCACCCACCCACUCAUCCCAUCACCAGUGUCCUCACUGAUGGGACAACCCUGCACCCACCCACUCAUCCCAUCACCAGUGUCCUCACUGACGGAACAACCCUGCACCCACCCACUCAUCCCAUCACCAGUGUCCUCACUGAUGGGACAACCCUGCACCCACCCAUUCAUCCUUUGAUCAAACUCCAAAAAAAGUUUUCUCAUGCUUUCCACUUCUUUCUUUUCAUAAACAGUUUUUUAAAUAAUCAAAGUUUUUAUGAUUCUUCCCAAAUUUUCCUGGUACAAAACAAUUUAUUUUGCUAAGUUUCAUAUUUAAAAUAUUCACUACAUUUUCCAACAUUUUCUCCAUUCUAAUUCGAUUGAUUGCAUCACAAGAAUAAAGAUCGUUGAUUGUGUAGGGCAUUUUGUGUUUCCCGUCAUUCAGCUUUCUUAUGUUUUUUGACAUGUUAUCUUAAUUCUUGUUGUCAGUUGGCUACAUCCUAGGACUUGGUGACAGACAUGUGAUGAACAUUCUAAUUGACCUACAGACAGCCGAGCUUGUCCACAUUGAUUUGGGUAACUGUUUACAAUAGGUGUUUCAAUAAAAUAUAGGUGUUAUAGGUAUAGUUUAUAGACAAUAGGUGUUUCAAUAGAACAUAGAGAAUAGUUGUUUAAAUACAUACAAUCCUAAUGUUCAUGGAGAAUAGUUGUUUUAGUACAUAUAAUCCCAAUGUUCAUAGCACAUAGAGAAUAGUUGUUUUAGUACAUACAAUUCUAAUGUUCAUAGCACAUAGAGAAUAGUUGUUUUAGUACAUACAAUUCUAAUGUUCAUAGCACAUAGAGAAUAGUUGUUUAAGUACAUACAAUUCUAAUGUUCAUAGCACAUAGAGAAUAGUUGUUUUAGUACAUACAAUUCUAAUGUUCAUAGCAGCGAGAGAAUAGUUGUUUUAGCACAUACAAUUCCUAUAUUUUGUUGGUUUGAACUGUGCAUAUAACUAAACAUCAGUGGUGCUAAACCUUGGAGCUUUGUACUCUUUUUUUGAGGAUAUAGUGGUUUAAAACUCCUUUUUAUUUACUUAUAGAGUCCUUAGAUUGCACCUACGGUGAUCCACCACUUUCCCUACAAUCUUCCUCACAACCUUCUCGGCCACCAUUCCCCAUAAUCUAGAUCAAUAUUUAACAUGUUGUUUUUGUUUCUCCAGGUAUUGCCUUUGACAUGGGCCACAUCCUCCCUACACCUGAGACAGUUCCUUUCAGACUGACCCGUGACAUUGUGGAUGGCAUGGGGGUCACAGGGGUGGAGGGGGCCUUCAGAAGGUCAGGCUGAGCCUUGUGAAACACUCUUUUUGUUUUUGGGAUGUAAAGAGAAUAAUUUAAUGCUAAAUUAAUUAAUGUCAAAAUAUCUCCUACCAAUACCAUAACAGUACUUGGACGCAAAGUGUUCAUAAAAUAUUUGAUUAAAAUUGUAUUUAAUCCAGAACAAAAAAUAAAUCUAUUGAUCUAUAUAAUUAAUCUAUUGAUCUAUAUAAUAAAUCUAUUGAACUGUAUAAUAAAUAUAUUGAUCUGUAAACCAGAUCUAUUGAUCUGUUUGAUAAAUCUAUUGAACUGUAUAAUAAAUCUAUUGAUCUGUAUUAUUAUAAUGAAUGCAAUGUAUUUGGUCAACCUUAGGUGUUUUGAAAAUAUGAACAUGUGUAAUUUGUUUUAUUUUGGCAGCAACUAAAAUUUCAAAAAAUUUACAACUAAUUUAGUUCUUUAGGUUUUUUUUUUGUUUUUUAAAUAUCAAUCAGAAUUAUUUUACAAUAAUACUCUGUUUGAGCUGAGACACCUUUGUGUUGUUUCUAUGUUAGUUGGAACCUUCUCCACUGAUGCAUGUCUCAGGUCCUCUAUGAUCCCCAAGGGUUUAACUCAAAUUUAUUCAUCAGAUUGAAAUCUCUUCGUACCAUCAGUAUUGUCACAUUCAUCUCAGAGAUGUCAUUUUCAUGCAACUUUCUGUUGAUGUCAAGGUUGGUGAAGCUCUUUAAAAGAAAUGACAUUUUUGUAAUUAAUCUUUGUUGACAGAUGCUGUGAGAAUACAAUGCAUGUAAUGAAGGACAACAGUGAAUCAUUGCUGACCAUUGUCCAGGUUUUACUCUAUGACCCCUUGUCUCAUUGGUCACUCACACCUCAGCAGGCCUUGGAUAUUCAGGUGAGAGCAAUAUACAUAAUAAAAUACAUUUCUCUUUAAAUAUAUAAAUUCCUUUUCUUCAUAUCAAUGUUUUGUUUAUUAUUUGACUGGCCUCAUUUGUGCCAAUCGAAGAUAUAUUAUCGAUUUAAUUUUUGUAGUUUAUUUCGUUGCCUGUGGCUAUCAGUCCUACUUUUUAUGUUCUCAAAUGAAUGAUAACUCUUCCUACUUCCUUCUAGUUAGAAGUAGGGUUUGUUUACAUUUGUUUUUCCAAUAAUUCCUACCUUUUUUUUCUAUUUUUGUUAAACUGUUGUAAACAAAGCAUUGGCCACGCUUACUCCAAGCACAUCGGCUGUUGAUAGACUAUGUAGGUAGUCAAGUUUGCAAACACAAGCGCUUUUAUAGUGAAUUAUUGAUGCUAAAACAUCAGACAUUUAAAUCUGAUUUAAGGGAUGAUUUUUAGCUUUCUGAUGGGUUGGUAGAUGCAAAUAGAGGAAGUGAUAGUAACAAUGGUGAAAGUGAGGAUUCAGAUAAUACUACUCCUGUUCCUGCAAAGAGAAAUCAGAAAUAAGGAAGAAUAUUUUCUAAAGCCCAGCUUCAGCAAGGACCGCACAUAAAGAAAUUGGUACUAAAGUAAAAUAUUUUGUAAAUAAUGUGUUUGACAUUUGUGUAAAUAUGUUUAUAUAUAUAUAUAUAUAUGCAAAGAAACUGCUCUCUUUGGUUUAUCUUAUCUUAAAUGGAAUAUUUUCACAAUGUAAAAUGCAUUCUGAUAAAAAAUGGACAUUUCUGAGGAAUGAAGCAGAGUAGGAUAUCAGCUACACAAAUAAGUUCAGAUUGGGUGCGCAUUUUUUAACAAAAAUUAUCUCAUAAUAUUACAAAUAGAAUUUAAAUUAUUGUUGUCAUAUCGUUUUAUCUGUCAAAUAUUAUUGUUCUCUAUGUAAUUUCCUUUUGUUUGAUUUAAAAUAAUGUUAUCUUGCUAAAAAAAUUGUAUUUAAAAUUAAUUAAUAGUUAAGAGCACCCUAAAAUAUUUCCAUUGGCCAAAAACUGGUGUGGCACCAACAUGGAAAACCCCCUGGCAAGGACAGAAAGAGGGGGUGGUUGGGGGGGGUGUGUUACAUUUCUUUUAUAUAUAUAUAUAUAUAUAUGAUGUAUAUAUGAUUACUUUUCAGUAAUGAACAAAACAUAUUAAAUGAAUGCUUAUGUUUUAAAGUAAAAUUGUAUACCAUCAAAUGAAAUAAAAUUGUAAAUCUGUCUACUAAUAUAUUAUUCUUAUUUAUUUCAAUCUGUAUCAUGCUGUUACAUUGAAUCCAUUGUUGCAAACAAAAUCGCACUUUAAAUCUUCGUGGGUUUCGGCAGCUUGAGGUUUUCAACUCACCCAACAAAAAAUAAGAAAGGAAAGUACAAUAAAACAAUGUUAGAACUUGGGAAAUAAAACUGUAGCCCACCAACAGAGCAGCUUGAGUUGUCAACUGUGGUCAUUAUUCUUGGUACUGGUCUUCUCUGAAUGUACCAUAAUGUUAAGGGAUACAUAGCUGGCACGCCACUUUGGUGAGGAAGUUUUAAAAAGAAAGUUCUGUUUGUGUGUGUGUGUGGUGUUGGGAGUUAAAAGCUGAUUUGAAUGUAAUUUAUUUGUGUUUUUAUAAACAGGCUAAGAAGAUCAUUUUUAAAAGACUUAAUUUUUUUUUUUUCAACAAGAAAAAUGAAUUUGUUUUGCUAAUUCAGAGAAAGCGUGAACAAGCCAAUCAGGACAAUGUCGUCCAGACCUUGAUCUCAAGUGGCCAGGUGCCUUCAAGCGGUCAAGCGAUUGGGAUAUUUGGACCUGGUGAAAGUGACAUAGGACUGAAGACUAACGGUGAGAUUUAUUCCCAGAGCUCUACAACCCUUUAAUGAAAUACAGCAAAACAUUUUUUUAAUGACAAAUUGAAAAAUCUUACUUAAAACUUGUUGACACAUCAUAAUCUUAUGGCCCUGUUUUUCUGACUACACCAUGCAGUUUUGUUAAGUUUAUACAAAAAAGUCCUCUCUCUUUUUUUUAAUGAAUAUUUUCCUUAAGUUAUUGAAAACAUUUUGUUCUUAUUAUUUAUCUGAUGAAAUAGGUUUUCAAAGUGAGGUAAAUAGUAGAUUAUCUUCUUUACAAAUAAUUAUCUGGCUCCAAAGAUGAGCAAAAAUAGCUGCCAAGCAACACAAGAGUCAACAAUUUAAAAUGACUUAAUCGCAUACCAUCUGUUUCAGAGUCGAGAGAAAACCAGAACAAACUGGCUGAGAGGACCUUGCUGCGACUGAAGCAGAAGUUGAACGGGCUGGAGGGAAACGCCCAGCUGAGCGUGUCGGGUCAGGUCAACUUCCUCAUUCAGAAGGCCAGUGACCCCAGGAACCUUUGCAAGUUGUAUGCUGGCUGGCAGCCAUAUUUGUAAAUGCAACUGUUAACUUUCUUUUAAACCGGUGUCCUGUUAAGUUUUUUCAACUGCUGAUAAAUAUCUGCUGAAUUUUUUUAUUUUUAAAGAUCCUUGCCGUUUGAUUUAAAUGAAACCUAACAUCUCUGUUAAUUUAUUCAUUGAAGAGUUACAAAAAUGAAUUUAUAAAAAAAACUAAAUUUUUUAAAAAUUGUCAUCCUUGUUUUGCCUCUAUCCAGAAACCUGUGCUAUGAUAUAUUUUUUAAUCCAUUCAUAAAUAACUGUUAUAGUUAUAGUUUUAUAGAAGCAAUCAGCUUUAUUGGCCGACUGAUCCCCUUAUUUUUAAUAUAUUGAAUGGACGGACUACUAUAUUUUAACACAUGUAUUGACAGAAAGAACAUGUUAUAUCACUCCUUGUAUAUAGUCAUCCCAAAAUAAAUGAAUAUUUUUCAAAUGUGGCCGUCCACAAAAUUCGACCUGAACUUCUCAUGCUAAUCAUUAAGUCAAAUCCGUUGCAACAUAAAUUGUUUCACUGCUGUAAUUGAUGUUUUGUAUUAAUCCAUGCUCAGAGAAAUUCUUUUCUUGUGUUUGAUUUGAUUUGAUUUUUUUUUUUGCAUCUUUGAGGUUGUUGGUUUUUUUCCUUCAUUUUUGGAGUGAACAGAAUUAGCUCAUUAAAAGAAAUAUGCUUUUCCUUAAAAGUAAAUUACUUCCAAAUUUAUAAAAGUUUUAUCACUCUAAGACACAAGCAAGAGGCUAGAUCAACAAGUUUCCUUGAUUUAUUUCUCAUGUUAGCCCAUUACACUGACUUCAUAAGUAAACAUUGGCUGUUUUUUUUUUUACAAAAACCUUUUUGUUAGAGAGUGUUUUGAGUUGACCACAUUUCCAUCAUGAUGAUGUCAUUGUUCUCUGGAAGCUAUGAAUCGUUGUUGGUUCCUUACAUAACUACCAUUCCUAAUGUUACUGUUAAUUAUUGCAAUAAACUAUCUGCAUUUAUUGUGACUUAAUGUAACUAGUGUUUGUAAACAUACCCCACUUAUUGUGUUCAACGUAAGACUUAUAAUUUUAAAAAAUAAUGUUUUUAGUAUAAUGCAAUAAAAGAAAAAGUUGUUGUAGUUUACUUAAAAUUUAAAAUGAUAAAACUUUGAAAACUCUGCUACAAAGU